AUGGGCUCGAAGUGUUGGUUCGUUCUGAAUCAAACGCACUACCCACCUCCGGAAAUCCCUACAAAUGGCAUCGGGAAACUCAAAGGCCCAAUAUGCCUCGGGCAUAUCAUUCCGGACCUGAGACAUCUCGACAGUGUCAUUAAUCGGAGGGACCUCCUGCCCAUACCGCCAGACAUGCCAAUUUAUUCAACUAAGUCGUGGGAGUUGGCCUGGAAAGUCAACAACGCCGAUGGCAUCGACUUUUUUUCUAAAUUUAGCGCGCCGAUUGCCGCUGCAGUCGGUUUGACUGUGCAAGGCGAUGUUGGUGUUGCAUUCGAGAGAACAGUUGGCAAAUACUGGCAGUUUGAGGCGCUUGAGACUGCCAUAAUUCAACCAACAGCUGCUUAUAUCGAGGACUCUAUGGAGACAGAUGAGGUCGUGGCCUACGUGAGACGUCAAGGGCCUCUCCGAUCAUCCUCAUCUUUCAUGAUCACUGGCAUUAUCAUUGCGAAGGGAUCUAAGUACGAAUUGUCACAUUCAGCGGCAAAAGGACUGGGUGGAGGUUUUCAGGUUACCUCAUCGUCCGCGGAAAGGAUGACGGACUUCAUAUGGGCCGUACGUCUGGCAAAGAUUGGCAAGGGUGUACUUGAUCGCGCGUGGUCGCACAGAACGCUAUCAAGGGGCGCUACGUUUGGGCUGCAUGUUGGGGACGAAGAUGAUGUUGUGGAUACACUCCACAAGGAAGGCUUAGAGGAUAUUCAGAAGGAUGGAAUACAUCCGGAGCUGGAAGAUAUCUUUGUCAUCGGCGACCUCAAAUAA
Molecule: messenger RNA, 798 nt
Organism: Diaporthe amygdali
Lineage: Eukaryota; Fungi; Ascomycota; Sordariomycetes; Diaporthales; Diaporthaceae
Exons: 2
Coding region: 1-798 (265 amino acids)
Source: RefSeq, a predicted model, not a curated record